Messenger RNA from Fulvia fulva, 1905 nucleotides. Its product is annotated as Sodium/nucleoside cotransporter 1. Gene Ontology annotation, cellular component: membrane. The transcript is spliced from 2 exons. The record is from RefSeq and is a predicted model, not a curated record. Gene Ontology annotation, biological process: nucleoside transmembrane transport. Lineage: Eukaryota; Fungi; Ascomycota; Dothideomycetes; Mycosphaerellales; Mycosphaerellaceae. The coding region runs from base 1 to 1905 and encodes 634 amino acids. Gene Ontology annotation, molecular function: symporter activity; nucleoside transmembrane transporter activity.
AUGGCCACAGCUCCAACGGUCGGCGACGAUCUGGCGCUGCAUCCGAGCCAUCAGCAUACCCACCGCCACCUCCACCACAGCUCGAGGAUAUCCCACGACGGCAACGACAAGCCCGUCUACACCGUCGGCAACCCUGGCGAACCCACCAUCCACCCCGAUCCGAGCCCGAACGAUCACGAUCGAAGCAAGCAUCAUGGCCAUGAUAUUGAGAAGAAGGGCGAAUACGAGGUGAAUGAUCUGGAGAAGGGCCACACCGCAGCGAUAUCUCCUUCGUCCUCGCUGGACGAUGAUCCGCAUCACAGCUCGCCCAAUGGCAGGACGUUUUAUCGCAAAUACCGCAUAUACAUCCACAUCUUGCUCUGGCUGAUUGCGACUGCGUGGUGGGUUGCGAGUUUGGUUCUGCAUAGGGAUGAUAAGAAUUGGGUUGUGCCGUUCCUUAUCUACCUCGCGAUUACACUCAGAAUCAUUACAUUGCACACCGGGACCUCGUACGUCACGAAGCCGAUGCGCUGGACAUGGAGACAGACUGGCACCCGUGUUAAUAACAUGAUCCCCGCCAAGGCACGACUUUGGGUUGGUGCAGGUGUCACACUCGCCGUCAUUAUCGUCGGAUCUUUCGUCAGUGAGGAGAGCGCCGACAACACUCGCGAGAACCGAGCCAUCAGUCUGUUCGGUCUGGUAGUUCUGAUCUUCGGUCUUUGGGCAACGUCGCGGAACAGGAAAGCGAUCAAUUGGCACACGGUCAUCUCUGGAAUGCUCAUCCAGUACAUCAUUGCGCUCUUCGUGCUGAGAACUGGAGCUGGUUACGACAUCUUCGCCUUCAUCUCAAGUCUUGCGCGAUCUCUGCUGGGUUUCGCCAAGGAUGGUGUGGCAUUCCUCACCACGGCGGAAAUCGCGGCGUACACGUUCUUCUUCUUCAGCGUGCUCCCGGCCAUCAUCUUCUUCGUGGCGCUGGUCCAGCUGUUGUACUACAUUGGUCUCAUUCAGUGGUUCAUCGGCAAAUUCGCCGUCUUCUUCUUCUGGAGUAUGCGAAUUUCUGGGGCCGAAUCUGUCGUUGCUGCGGCUACGCCUUUCAUUGGUCAGGGUGAAAGUGCUAUGCUUAUAAAGCCUUUCGUCAAUCACUUGACUAUGUGCGAAUUACAUCAGGUCAUGUGCUCUGGAUUUGCUACGAUUGCUGGAUCUGUGCUUGUCGCCUAUAUCGGUUUGGGCGUGAACCCACAGGCGUUGAUCUCGUCCUGUGUCAUGUCAAUCCCGGCGUCGUUGGCUGUCAGCAAACUCCGCUAUCCCGAGGAGGAAGAAUCCCUUACAGCGGGCAAGGUCGUGAUCCCAGACGAUGACGAGCACAAAUCGGCCAAUGCGCUUCAGGCGUUCGCGAACGGAGCUUGGCUGGGGUUGAAAAUUGCCGGCAUGAUUCUCUGCACGUUGCUGUGCAUCAUCGCGUUUGUGGCCCUCAUCAACGGCCUGUUGACGUGGUUUGGACGAUACAUCAACCUUGACGGAGACUACGACCUGACUCUGGAGCUGAUCUUGAGCUAUGUCUUCUACCCAGUGGCGUUCUUGCUCGGCGUGCCGCGAGGGCCAGAUCUCUUGAAGGUGGCCCGUCUGAUUGGAACAAAGGUCAUUACGAACGAAUUUGUCGCAUACGAUGCCCUUGUCUCCGACCCGCAAUAUGCCACCAUGUCGCCACGUGCCACUUUGAUUGCUACGUAUGCUCUCUGCGGGUUCGGCAAUAUUGGUUCGCUGGGUACGCAAAUUGGUGUGCUCACCACGAUCGCACCGGGACGGUCGGCGGAUGUUAGUAGAUUGGCGAUUAGUGCGCUGAUCACGGGUGUCCUGGCUACGCUGAGUAGUGCUAGUAUUGCUGGGUUGGUUAUUCAGGAUCAGGCGAAGUUCAUUACGACGUAA